Anguilla rostrata (American eel) is the source of this 10953-nucleotide messenger RNA. It is a transcript of the gene dcc, whose product is annotated as DCC netrin 1 receptor. Gene Ontology annotation, molecular function: protein binding. Lineage: Eukaryota; Metazoa; Chordata; Actinopteri; Anguilliformes; Anguillidae. Gene Ontology annotation, cellular component: axonal growth cone; plasma membrane; cell surface. The transcript has 30 exons. The record is from RefSeq and is a predicted model, not a curated record. The coding region runs from base 1175 to 5518 and encodes 1447 amino acids. Gene Ontology annotation, biological process: neuron migration; axon guidance; cell-cell adhesion.
AUUCAUUAAUCUAACAUUCCCAAACCUUAAUAUUCACAGCAGUACAGGAUUCUUCCCACUCCUGAACCAUCCCCGAGAAAACCAAAGACAGCCUGGCACAUAAUAAGUAAUUAGAAGUGAAUGGUACAGGACAUAAAGUGAAAUGGAAAAACAAUCUAUCAGCGAAGCUCUUAAAAUUCGACAAACUUGGAAACAGGUGAUGGUCAAUGCUAUUUUUCUUUUCUGCUAUGUUGUAUAACUUGGAUUAACUGCACGUACAAGUUAUCUUGACUGGGAUCUCUAUAAUUACAGUAAUUACUGGUGAAUCAGUUGAGCAUUAUUAUGAUGAUGUAGGCCUACUGAUGUAGGCUCAAAUGAUUAAGUGUGCUUGUGUAAAGGGUUACACAUAGAGCAAUCUGAGCUAAGUCUAGGAGUCAUUUGGCCCCAUGAACCAAACGGCAAAUGAUAAUCAACCUGACUGUUCUUUGGGAGUAGAAUUUGACGUAGUAGCAGACUCCCCGAAAAGGGAUAAUGUGUCAGAUCUAAAAAUUAAAUAACUCUUCUGUAUUCUAUAGGAAAUUAUUACAGUGUUGUGGUGAGCAUGUCAGAAUGCAAUUUAGACCAAUGUUGGUCUUGGCAUCUUGGGACAAGACCAACUUCUUUCUCUCUCCAGCAUGCUCAAAUAAUCAACACUCGGACACUCUAGGCCAACUACUAUUCUGUGCAAAACCGUUGCCACCACUAAGAACUUGCUGAUUCAUGAUUCACUGCUAGUAAUUAAAUUAAUUUCUAAAUUGGCUGAAUACAAUCAGGAAUCACGUCGGAGCUAGAUUAUCAUAGCUAGCUAGAUAACAAUUACUGUCAACUAACGCUAACGUCGAGGCAAGUUAAAGAGGAAAUGCAAAUACAUUUUUGAUUUCUGUUCUUGGCAUUCUUCCAAAUGGCGCGUGAGCCGUCUAAGUAGUGCCCUAUAUCCUUUGCGGAGUCUUAAAACUGGCUUACUUGACGCAAACUAAGUGCAAAUGUACUGGGCAUAUUACAAGUAGGCUAUCUGACGAACUGCCAGCUAUAAACAUUACGUUUACGUUAGAUUGGGUUUUGUUCUGUUUGCUGUGGGCAUUUCGGAGACGGCCAUUGCAAAAUGUGCGAUCAACAACUGCGGGGACAACUCUGAAAAGCACUGUGCAAACCAGAAAUGAAUGGAAACUUACAACAUUUGCGAGACAUCGCUUUCACGAUGGUGUGGGGGGAUCGGCAUGUCCGGGUCCGGAGAUCAAGGUUAAAGGUGGUUCAUGCCCCAAAAACCUGCGGAAGAACAGGCUUGGAGGCGACGCAAAGCUUCGUGGACCUGCGGUUCGCGCUGGAGCCGGCCGACGCGGUGACGGUACGAGGCGGCGUCCUGCAGCUGGACUGCGAGGCCCUGUCGGACCAGGGCACCCCCGCCCUGGCCUGGAAGAAGGACGGGGUCCUACUGAGCACGGUGGUGGACGAGAGGAGGCAGCAGCUGGCCAACGGCUCCCUGGUCGUCCAGAACGUGGUCCACUCGCGGCACCACAGGCCCGACGAGGGCUCCUACCAGUGCCUGGCGUCCCUGGAAGGGGUGGGUGCCAUCAUCAGCCGGACGGCCAAAGUUACCGUCUCCGGGCCCCUGCGCGUGGUGGUGCCCACAGAGUCGGUGUCGACCCACCUGGGGGACACGGCACUGCUGCGGUGCGAGGUGACGGGGGAGCCCAUGCCCGUGGUGCACUGGCAGAAGAACCGCGAAGACCUGCCCGCCGCCGCCGCCUCCGCUUCCGCCUCCACCUCCGCCACCGCGCCCGAGAGCCGCCUGGUGGUGCUGCCGUCGGGCUCGCUGCAGGUCAGCCGGGUGCAGCCGCCCGACUCCGCCACUUACCGCUGCCUCGCCGAGAACCCCGGCAGCGCCCGCACCGGCAACGACGCGGAGCUCCGCGUACUGCCAGAGCCUGGUGUGACGCGGGGCUUGGUGUUCCUGCAGAGGCCGAUAGCAGUGACCGCCGUUGAAGGGAAAGAUGCUGUUUUAGAGUGCUCUGCCUCCGGUUUCCCAACCCCCUCCUUUUUCUGGAUGCGGGGCAGUGAAAUCAUCGAAACAAGGUCAAAGAAGUACACCUUGCUUGGUGGGAGCAACCUCUUGAUCAAAAGUGUGACCGAUGACGACUCAGGUACCUACACCUGUGUGGCACACAACAAGAACGAGAACAUCAGUGCCUCCUGUGAGCUCUCUGUCCUGGUGCCUCCCCAAUUUCUGAAUUACCCCUCAAACCUGUAUGCUUAUGAGACGACGGACAUCGAGAUGGAGUGUGAGGUGACUGGGAAGCCCUCUCCCACUGUCCGCUGGGUGAAGAAUGGAGAGGUGGUCAUUCCCAGCGAUUACUUCCAGAUCCUGGGCGGAAGUAACCUCCAGAUUCUCGGUCUGGUGAAGUCGGACGAGGGCUUCUACCAGUGCGUGGCGGAGAACGACGCAGGGAACGCCCAGGCCAUGGCCCAGCUGAUCCUCCGGGAGCCAGUUGUCCCCAGCUCAGGCGCCCUCCCCUCCGCUCCCCGUGAUGUGGUCCCUGUCCUAGUGUCCAGCCGUUUUGUGCGCCUCAGCUGGCGCCCCCCAGUGGAGACCCACGGGAACAUCCAGACCUAUACCAUCUACUACACACAGGAGGGCGUUAACAGGGAACGGUCUACGAAUGUGUCUGAGGCUGGGACACUGCAGUUCACUGUCAGCAACCUGAAACCAGAGGCAACGUACAGCUUCAGGGUCCUGGCCUACAACGAGCUCGGUCCAGGAGAGAGCUCACAGCCUGUCACGGUCUCCACACAGCCAGAGUUGCAGGUCCCUGGGCCUGUGGAAAACCUCCAGGCCGAGGCCGUCUCCCCCACUUCCAUCCAGAUUUCCUGGGACCCGCCCGCCUACGUCAACAGCCCCAUCCAGGGGUACAGGAUACUGUGGAAGGAGACAGUGGCUGAGACAGAGCAGGUCGUGGAGGUGAAUGGUCAGAGCUACAAGCUGGAGGGGCUGAAGAAAUUCACCGAAUACUCCGUACGGGUCCUGGCUUACAACCGCUAUGGCCCCGGCGUCACCCCCGAAGACCUGCUUCUCACCACGCUUUCUGACGUGCCAAGUUCUCCUCCUCAAAACAUCUCCUUAGAAGUCGUCUACUCACGGAGCAUUAAGGUCAACUGGCAGCCUCCUCCUUCGAACUCCCAGAACGGAUUCAUCACAGGUUACAAAAUCCGGCACAGGAAGACAGGUCGAAGAGGGGAUCAGGAGACAAUCGAGCCGAAUAACUUCUGGUACCUUUUCACGGGCCUGGAGAAAGGGAGCCAGUACAGCUUCCAAGUGGCCGCCAUGACCGCCAACGGCACUGGCCCGGCCAGCGAGUGGUACACCGCAGAGACGCCCGAGAACGACCUCGACGAAACACAGGUUCCAAACCAGCCCAGUUCUCUACACGUCCGCCCACUACCCAACAGCAUUAUCAUGAGUUGGACUCCGCCUCUGAACCCCAACAUAUUAGUCAGGGGGUACAUUAUUGGGUACGGAGUGGGUAGCCCCUAUGCUGAAACUGUCAGAGUGGACAGUAAACAACGCUAUUACUCCAUUGAGAACCUAGAGCCCAGCUCCCACUAUGUCAUCUCCCUGAAGGCCUUCAACAAUGCUGGGGAAGGGGUUCCACUGUACGAAAGUGCCGUGACAAGGUCUCUAACAGAUACCUCCACCCCCAUGAUCCCCCCAGUAGGUGUACAGGCCGUGGCCCUGAGCCCCGACUCAGUGCGGGUCAGCUGGGCCGACAACUCCGUGUCCAAAAACCAGAAGACUGCUGAGGUGCGCUUCUACUCUGUCAAGUGGAAGACCAGCUACUCCACCAGUGGAAAGUACAAGUCAGCAGACACCACCGCCCUCAGUCACACCGUGACCGGACUCAAGCCCAACACCAUGUACGAGUUUGCUGUGAUGGUGACCAAGGGACGCAAGUCCAGCACGUGGAGUAUGACGGCGCACGCCACCACCUACGAAGCAGCUCCCAGCUCCGCCCCCAAGGACCUGACGGUAAUCAGCCGGGAGGGGAAGCCCAGAGCCGUCCUCAUCAGCUGGCAGCCACCCAUGGAGGCCAACGGCCGAAUCACAGGAUACAUUCUGUUCUACACACUGGAUAAGAAUAUGCCCAUUGAUGACUGGGUAAUGGAGUCCAUCAGUGGUGAUCGCCUCACUCACCAGGUCAUGGACCUCAACCUGGAUACAGUCUACUAUUUUCGUAUCCAGGCCAAGAACUCCAAGGGGGUGGGCCCCCUCUCUGACCCCAUUCUCUUCAGGACCUCCAAAGGUGACCAUCCAGACAAAAUGGCCAACGACCAAGGUCGCCAUGGAGACGGAGGCUACUGGCCAUCUGACAAUAACCUGAUUGAUAGGAGCAGCCUGAACGAGCCUCCGAUUGGUCAGAUCCGGCCCCCCCACGGCAGCGUGACCCCGCAGAAAAACAGCAACCUGCUGGUGAUAAUUGUGGUGUCGGUGGGGGCCGUCACCAUCAUCGUGGUCGUUAUCGUGGCCCUGAUCUGCACCCGCCGCUCGUCCGCCCAGCAGAGGAAGAAACGAGCCACCCACAGUGCGGGGAAAAGGAAAGGCAGCCAGAAGGACCUGCGCCCUCCCGACCUGUGGAUCCACCACGAGGAGAUGGAGCUGAAAAACAUCGAGAAGCCCUCCAGCGCCGCCCCCUCGGGUCGAGACUCACCCAUGCAAGGCUGCCAGGAAAUCACCCCUGUCAGUCACAGCCAAUCAGAAAGCCAGAUGGGGAGCAAGAGCAGCCACUCAGGUGCUGAUGGCGAUGAGGCAUCCAGCAGCAUAUCCACUCUAGAGCGCUCCCUAGCUGCUCGGAGGGCGACGCGCACCAAACUGAUGAUCCCCAUGGACUCACAGCCCAGCAACACACCUGUUGUGAGUGCCAUCCCAGUGCCCACCCUGGAGAGUACCCAGUACCCAGGGAUCCUGCCCUCGCCCUCCUGUGGGUACCCUCACCCCAAGUUCACCCUGCGGCCAAUGCCCUUCCCUACGCUCACUGUGGACCGCAGCUAUGCCACAGCCAUGCCAGGUGAGGGUACCACUCCGCAUGCCCAACCGCAGACCCUGAUCCCCAGUUCGCAGUCAGAGCACGCCAGCACAGAGGAGGCGCCCAGCCGGACCAUCCCCACCGCCUGCGUGCGCCCCACCCACCCACUGCGCAGCUUCGCCAACCCCCUCCUGCCGCCCCCCAUGGGCACCAUUGAGCCCAAAGUCUACACGCCGCUGAUGCCCCAGUCAAGUGCCAGCCUCCCCAAGGCUCAGGUGAAGACAGCUUCCCUGGGGCAGGCUGGGAAGGCCAGGUCCCCUCUGCUUCCGGUUUCCGUGCCAACUGCGCCAGAGGUUGCCGAAGAGGGGCACAAACAGCCAGAGGACCCAGCUAGUGUGUAUGAACAGGAUGACUUGAGUGAGCAAAUGGCCAGUCUAGAAGGUCUAAUGAAGCAACUGAACGCCAUCACCGGCUCGGCCUUUUAACGCCGGCGUCUUCAGCAGCACACCAGAACUGAACCAUCACAGCACAGCAGUACUCCACCUUCAGAUGGACAAAAGGGAGAUGGCCCAUGCCCUCAGACACUCCAUCCUGAGUGAUGUCACUCAUCUAUCCUGAGUGAUGUCACUCCUCCAUCCUGAGUGAUGUCACUCCUCUAUCCUGAGUGACGUCACCUCUGCUACACCCUUUUUCAGUUAAUCAGCCUGGAAGAGAUGGACGAGGAAAGGGAAAAAAAAACUAAACUUUGGAAUUUGGAAUUUAUUUCCCCUUUAAACCCUGAGUUCAUGUCUCAGCAUUCCAUUUUUAGGUUUUUUUUUUACUUCAGUUGACCAUGCUGAUUCCCAUCUUCUGGUGAAAUUCGUGAAGACAAGUGGGAAGAGCUCAGUUAUUUUGUCAUCAUUUUUCCACAAAAGUGGGAUACGUUCUGUUUUUUUCUUUUCUUCAGAAAUGACACUAGAAAACAGUAGCAGUGUAAGUGGUGAUUGGUGAUUGUGUAGCAGUUAGAUAGCCUUUGUAUUCAUUCAUAUGCAUGACAGAGUGGGUCAUAGUACCUUCCUUAAGCAUGCAUACACAUUAAUAUGAUGUAUGCAUGUUUGGAUGCAUCAAAAUACAUUUUUAUAACCCAACUUCCAUAAUACUUUAUACAGUAUGACAUGGAGAAACUAUUGUGACACAGUAAAUGACUACCAGUAGUGAAAAGUUGAAUGCAGGAUUUUUUCUCCACAGAUUUUGAUCAUAACCAUUGCAAUGAGUCCAUAGUUUUUUACAGAAGUUUCAUAUUUUUCAAAACAUGACUUUAUGGCGCUUGUGUAUAUUUGUAUUCUUAUGGUGUAUCCAUACAUCAGAAAUAAUGAAGUCGUUGUUACAGAGGUCUGUAAUUAUAGUUGAUAUAAAGCAUUAUGGAAGUAUGGCUGUGUACUCUUUUGAUACAUCCAGCAUAAUACCUUAUGCUUACACUUGUAAAAUUGUAUUGUGUUUGGGUGCUUAUGUCAUGUGCUAUGACCCUCUUGUUUCAUGCAUAUGAAUGCGUAUAAAGGCUUAAUGAAUGCUAAAUAACUGCCACCCAACGAAUUUCUGAAAACAGCCUCAGGUAGUGGCUUGUGGAGAACAGAUAAAUGGAGACAACGAACUAGUGUCACCAGACCCUUGGGCCAUUGGAUUUUUUUGCAUCUAUGUUUUGUAUAUAUUUUUUAGCAUUUAUGUUUCAUGUCUUUUCCACACAGCAGUAAACAAUCACAAACAGGACAACUUCAGAACAUGGAAAAACCUUUAGUUUCAAGACUUUUUUUUCCUUUCAGUUUUUUUCCAGAGUUUUCUUGAAACCCCCAAAUGAACAUAUAUUCCAGACUGAGCUUUUCAUUUCACUGGUAUAUUGUCAUACUGACAUAUUGAGGCUGAAACCAUUCACACACCCUUUCGCACCAUUGUGGAACCAUGAUCGGACACCCGAAAUUGAUCACAGCCAAAAUGUUCCAUUUCUGAAUCUCUUAGGAUCUGUUACAGGCUUUCAGUCAAAAACUAACUCUGGAAACAUACCUCUGUUGCAAGGUUGGAGCAAAAUAGUAAAAGAAAAAAAGGACAAUCCUCGGAUAGGAUGUUUAGGAAGUGUCAGAGAGAGGUUUGUUUUGAGCUUGCUCUCAUUGGACAUCCCAUCACCUCUCCAUCUAAAGACAGUUGUGCUGAGACUCUGAUUGAGAACUGCCCAUUGCCACUCCUGGAGUCUCCAUGGGGGUGAACCUAACUACUUUGGAAGCGAGUUCCAAAAUUCAAGCAUGAACGAUUAGCCAUCUCUCAAAAUGGCCGCACCCUCUGAGCUCUUUUCAUCACAUGCAAAAGAAGGGAAAGGACCUCGCAAGAAAGAGGUUGGAAAGACACACAGGACUCUACUGAGUUGCUUUCUGUGGAACACUCUAUGCUACACUUCUUUUGACUGGGUGACAGUUUUUGCUUAUUUUGAUGUCUGUUUUUAUGGGAUUUAAAAAAAAAACCUGCUUUGAAGUAGCAUUUCAACACUCAAAGUUGGCCGUGAGACCGGCUGAAGUUCACCGGGUUCUUCAAUAUCUUCAGAUGGUUAUUUUUAUAUGGGAACAUUUUCAAUGCACAUGCAGCAUAGUAUAUUUUUUACACCAACAACUAAGUCACAGCCGUGCAGCCAUUUUAAAGUUCAGUUUUAAUUUUCUGACUGUUUACCUUGCUUUACAUUACAAGCAACAUUCACUGAGAUCAUCCUACCCUUAGCCUUACAGCAAACCGUGGCAGAAGAAAUCAUCCACUGUAGUGAUAAAUAAGAGUAAUUUGCAUCGUAAUGAAACAUUAAUAUAUUUCUGUUUGACUUUAUCAUACUAUAUUCAAACAAAAAUGAGUGUAGAUGUUGUAGUGUAAUUUAGAAAAUAAUAAAAUGAGAAGUGACUUCUUGUGACCAUUUCAAAUACGCUGAUUCCAACAAUUGCCUCAAUACAAUUACAGGCUUGUAUUUAUUUUAACUGCAGUAUGCUUUUGUCCAAAACUUUGAAAAUAAAUUUUUGAAAAUGUUACAUUUUUAAAUGACAUGACAUGUUGUGUCUGACGGCCAUUGGAAAGUGCAAAUGAUGUGUUGCUUGGUGUAAGAAAUUAAAAAAAAGGAAUAUUUCUUAAAUCUUAAGGCAAAGGCUAAUUGUGGACUGGAUAGUUCUAGAACACAUUGAUGAUGAAAAUGAAUAUCGGUGAACUGAUUCUGGUGCCUGUGCAACUGCACUCAUGUACAAUGAAGUAGACACAAGGAGCAUCCUGAUCACUGUGUUAACACUGUUUUUCCUUGUUUCAUGAACGGCAUUAUUGUCCUUGCUGAAAUCCUGUUGUCUUCAUCUUUUUGGUCUUAAAACCUGUUAUAUGUGCCUAUCUUUUAUUUUCCUUUGUUUUAUUUAAUUUAAUUUUUUUCUGUUGUCACUUUAUUUGAAAAGAGACCCACCAGUGCAUUUUUCCUUGCCCUGAAGUUGAACAACUUCAAAAGCAGAGGGGGUUGAGUGAGUCAGGGGGAGCAUUAGAAACUGCGUAUUGUUCCUUUCUGGAAGAUGACUCAAAUCUCCUAACGUGGCCCGAUACAUUUUCCUGUGUGCUGAACGUGUGUUUUAAUGUUGAAAGAAGAACAUUGCAGUGAGGGAACAUGAAGAUUCAGAUAUUCAAUUUUUUAUUGUACAGUUCCAUAGAACGAUUGAAGGGAAACAUUUCCAACAUGUUGGCUGUGUAUUGUGUGUAUUGGGAAGGGAGGGAGGGGAGGGUACUUUAUAUGAUUAAAAUUAAUAUAUUAUUUAUAGUGGUACUUUUUGAUAAUUUAUGAAGACAGUGUGAUCUUAUUGAACAUUUAGCUUAGCCUUGUUUUAACAAAGCAGAUUUGAAAAUCAUUUUAGUUUUUCUGACAAGGAAGGUUGCAUGGGAAUGGCCCUUCGUCACUCCCACAUCAGGAUGGUGUUGUCUCUUGAUAGGUACCUUUUCCCACAGUUCCAUGGGCCAAAAUUUUAAAGCCUUAGAGAUAUUUUUGCAUUACAGCAAACCAUUUAGCAGGACCACACUGCUUAUUUAAGCCUUCUGCUAGUCUCAGAAUUAAUUAUUAAUGUCCGUAAUUAAAGCUGCAAUCUAACUUGCUAAGGAAACAGGGCAUUUCCCUGUAAUAAAUUGAUGCUGUUUGUAUCAUCAGUCAUAAAUCAAUGUUUUUGGUUUUAGAUUAAUAUUAUAUAAAUGACCAUACAGUGACUGUGCAUCAUAUGUGAAGUUAUCUUAAUGUGGACUUCAUAUUUUUACCUGUCUUGAAUAAUCCGUCCAUAUUAUUUAUAAAUUAUGUGCCAAGACAUAUGAUUAGUAACAUAGAAUUUAUUUAUUUACAUUUAUCAGAAUCCUUUUUUUUCUUACUUUUUUAAAAAACUAUUCUUCUAAAACCAUUUUCACAGGGUUUAGGAAUGUUAGCUUUGUGUAAGUCUGAUGUUUAAUUUGAAGGUACUGGGUCACUCUUUAAGGCUUUGAAGUAAACUAGUGUCAAACAAGAUGACUGUCCAAACUACAGGUGAGUAAUACUGUAUGACAAAGGCAGGGAAACAUCCACCCUGGUCAGGUGGCGUGGAAAACUUUACAUAAUUUUCAGUUCUACCACCACAACUGAAAGGGUUUCCUGUUGCUUUUUAUUUUUACUUUUUUUUAAAAAGAUUACACUGUUCUCUUGUCUUUACAACCUUUAGCAAAGCACUUGCUCUGUUACUUCUCAUUUUUUCAGUGUGCAACAGGUUAUUCAGGAAAGUAAUAUUGUAUUCUAAUGUGUAUGCAGCCUCUGUAAAGUUGCCCCUGUAUGUUAAUAUGGAGGGAAGCGCCACAUGAAAGUAUAUCUUUAAAAUGUUUAUUAAUAUGUUUAGGAUUUGUUGUAAAUCUUGGCUAAGAUUUAAAAAUUGGCAGUAACUUUUCAAGCCGAAUGGGCGGACCACACUGAGGUGUCUUGCGUUAAAACUAGAUCUCACCUUACUAUUUACGCUUGCAAUUUUAAAAAGCAUGAUUAAUUUGACACAUCUGUCCAGUAAACUGGAUCCAAAUCAGAGCUGAAAUUUGUCCAAGUCCAAAUCCCAUUAUGGUUCAGACAGUGUCACUGUGGGAAGGGGCCAUCUGCAACCGAUUUCGCAUGGACUCAGAUUCCUGCGCAAAAUGGCGCCUCUCUGAAUCGGAAGGUGAUUUUCAGGAUGCCAGAUGUGCUGAUGAAACCAUAUCUGGCCUAAUGGAGUAUGCGGUUGUCCUCAUUAAAGAAUCAGCGCACCAUUAAAAGGGGGCGCCUUGCUGUGGACCAAUGCCUCUUGCAGGUUUAGAGGUCAGGGUUAUGCGUUUUAUCUGUUGUAGCGGCUUUCCUACGGGAGGCCUUGACAGUGAACCGUUUGGCAAACCUGCCAACUGAGCCUAGGCUCGGCGCCUAAAGAGCACGGAGGUGGUAUAUGUGCAUGAUCCCAUUGUCUCCUAUGAGGUGUACCACAAUUUUACAUUUCACUUGUUAACAUCAACUCAGUUUUUUUUAUUAUUAUUAUGCGUGUAACUGCACAUUAGACAUGUUUUUUUUUUCCUGUCGUUUUUUUAUUUUUAUUAUUUUUAUAUAUACAUAUAUGUUGGAGAAAAGACCUAGGUAUUUGAACAUUUGACUUCAUCCUUAAAUUGUCAAAUUCUAGCAUUGUUAACCAAAUUAGAUUAGUGAUUGAAAUAUUUAAGUGUACAAUUUGUUCCUUUGAGGAUAGGGGAAGAUGUUGCAUAAUGUACAGAAGAACAACAACUCUGGCUGUUUCUACCCACAAUCUUGUAUACAAUUGCUGGUUUUGUAAUGCACUGUAGAGCAGUCCAAUGUUCCUUUUUUUAUAGAAAUGUUAUUUCAAUGGUGCAUUCUUUUUGUUUGAUAAAUAAAGUUUUUGAUAUAAAAUUC